Molecule: messenger RNA, 3273 nt
Organism: Prorocentrum cordatum
Lineage: Eukaryota; Dinophyceae; Prorocentrales; Prorocentraceae
Source: the annotation of a GenBank genome assembly
AUGGCCUUCGAGGCGCACCCGUUGCCCCCGGAGCGUGCUCCGGGAGCGGCGGCGCCCAUCAAGCUCACGCCGUCGGUCGGGUACUUCAUCACCAUGAACCCGGGCUACGCGGGGCGCCAGGAGCUGCCGGAGAACCUGAAGGUCCUCUUCCGGUGGGUUGCCAUGAUGGUGCCGAACCGCGAGACCAUCAUGAAGGAGCCUUUCCACGAGCAGGCGGCGCUGUGCGGCAUCUUGCAGCAGGAGGCCCCGCAGCACGCGGCCCAGGCGGACUGGUGGUGGAGCUGGCGAGGCGGGCCCCGCAAAAAGGCGCUGGGCCGCCACGUGUUCGUGGUCGACUGCGGGGCCAUAAACUUCAAGCAGCCCGAGCAGGCGCAGUUCGUGGUGCACCUCGUGGACAACAAGCGUUCGGGGCCGUCUAAGCUGCAGAGGGCGCACGCGGGCUGGAAGCGCCUGGGGUCCGCGGGGCGUGCCGCUGGUGUCCACGAGGGCAUAGCCUGGGCGCCACCACCGAGCCCGCAAGAGCGCGGCCGCCCACGCGCGGUGGAACCGCUUCGGCGCGGCCGGCGAUCGCGCGCGCCCCUCAGGCUGGCCAGCAGUACUUGCCCAAGCCAAGGAGAUGAUGGCUGGGCGCCGGUGCCGAGACUGCCGUGGGACGCGGGCUGCGGCGCGGCGGUGACGCACUUGGCCAAGGGGUCCCCCUUCAUGUCUGACGAGGGGCCUCUCCCGGGCUGGACCGUGGCCGCCCUGGAGCAGCGCCACGGCGAGGAGCCCGUCCACGUCGAGCCGAUGGGUGGCAUUGUGUCCUGCACGCCCAAGUGCUCGCACAUCCGCAUUGUGGGCAUGUUCGCUUCGUCGCAGGUGGCGCCAUGGGCACAGGACUACCUUACCAAAGAGCUCGCCACUUUGCGUGGUCACUAUCACAAGCUGGGGGCCGAGAAGAAUAAGCUUAGCAAGCUGGUCAAAGAGAAGGCGAAGUGUAUUGCGACACCGGCGUCAGGAACUGGUGAUCGAGCCAUGGACGUCGAUGGGGGCGACGGCGAGGCGAUGGCGACGGAAGACACGAGCACGAAGAGGUCUGGAAUUCAGGCGCGCAUCGUGCACCACGAGCAGCAUAUCACGGCGAUCGGACAGUAUGAGGGCGCAGACAUUGAUGAGGUCACAUCGGCGAAGGCGCAGCUGGAGUCGUUGCACGGGCAGUUUCGCAAGCUGCGUCCGCCGCAGACGGCUUACAAUAUCGCUUUGCAGAAGUCGGAGCGGCGCAGGCCUGAGCUGGACCGAGCCCGAGCAGAGGCAGGAGGGCAUCGCACGAAAAUCAACAUCAUGCAGAAGGAGCUCAAGGCGAAGGAGGCGAGCACCGCUGCGAAGGAGGCGGAGGUCCGCGCUCUCAACCACGGGGCGGGGCGCAGCAGCGUCAGCUGCGGCGAGCCCAUGCGCAUGGGCGACGUCAAGCGCACGCGCGAGGCGCUCGAGGCAGGGGGCGCCGCGGGCGAGUCCGAGGAUGCGAUCCUCGACCGGAGGUGGAAGAGCUUCAGUCUUGGGCAGGCGCUCGAGUUUGGCAAGUUUUGGCAGUGCCGGGUCGUCGGGAAGAGGGUCGCCUCCCAUCCGCUGGCGUUGCAGUAUUUACGAGGUUUUCUAUUGGACGACGGUAGCUUUGUUGGACAUCAUCUGCUUCAGUGCCCCAUCGAGCACUGCAUGCCGCCGCUGAUUCCACAUGGCUGGGAAGCGAGCAAGUUGCAUAACAUGCACAAGUGCACCGCUGAGGGCACGGCGGCCCGGGGCGCCAAGAUCUCGCGCGCGAGCGGCCUGGGCGCGCCAGGCAGCAUCGAGCCGCGCAUCGUCGGAGGAGACUGGAACAUGGCGGCGGCCACUGCCGAGGAGCCCACCUCCCCUGCGAAUUCGAAUGUCUGCUUGGCGGCGCCCAGCAUGAAAAUGAGCGGGGCCCCGAUGUCGCGUUCUAUCAGUGGCUGUUUUGCGCGGAGUACGGCGGCCGCGCGAUGCUUCGAGAACAUCUACGCCGACGUCGCAUGGGCCAUCGAUACUCGUCGGCCGGUUCAACUUGAGCUUGCGCGCGACGGCCAGUCACUGCGGCACCUGGCGCAUAAGUUUAGGGGCCUCAUCUCGGCGAGGUGGGCGCGGGCAAGUUACGAGGCGAAGGACCUGGUGGCUGUUCAAGCUCGGGUUGAAGGCUGGAAGUGGCUCAGCGGCCCCAUCGCCUUCCACGCUCAGCCGAACGAUUUCGCGAAGUUCUACGAAGAGAUCAACAUAGGCGGACCGCAGUUCGAGUUCGACGGCAUGAACGCGAUGGAGUUGGCGACGUGGUCAUCAAUGUCCGUGCGGUUGCAGAAUAUGACCGAUAUGUUAGUCUACAUGCGCCAGCGGCUUUCCCAUCAUACAUUGAUGACACUGCAGUUGGAGUUCAUCGCCGCGACGUUGAUGAAGUUGUGGAGCGCGCAGUUCGGGCUGCCCGUGACUUGCAAGCAGUUGCUAAGAGAUGCGAAGGUACAAGCGAUCACUACCUACGAUGCAGGGCACCGUUCGGACAUAUCCAUCGUAUUGACGCACGCCCUGCAUGCAUUUACGGAGCUGAAAUCAGUGGGUUUCGAGAUGUUGAACUUGCCGAUUUGCGCCGCAGCACCUCGCGCAGACUACGCCGUAGCGCGGCCGACCUGCCAACUGGAGUUUAUCAAUGGGGGCCGUUGGAGCGAGCAGCACUUCGCAGUCAGCGCGCGGGCUGGACAGCGCGCAGUGGAGCCCAGUCGGGAGAUCACCUUGGGCUGGGCGCUCGCGCUGACCAUGUGUCGCCGCCAGUCCGCGAGGUUCACGGAUGGGAACAUAGCCGCGGACGUCUACGCGAAGAAGGCUGCGAAGAUCCACCAGCCAGCGCGCGUAGUGCUCGCAGAGCAGGUACACGAGAGGGGGCCGCUGGACAACAAGGCGUGGGGCUACGCCUGCUGCCGGAGCCUCGACCGCAAGCGCCGCCGGUGCCCCUCCACCCCUGGCGGCCCAGCGGAGGGCGCCGCGGAGGUGAAGGUCACGAGGCGCCUGGCCGAUCUCCUCGAGCGGUGCCCCGCCUUCACCGGCGAGGUGCCCACGCCGGAGCAGGAGAAGGGACUGGACGAUAGAGGAGCUGUCGAACUUCGUCUUCAGCAACGGCCUCAUCAGGCCCGCGCGCAAGAGGGGGUCCCAGCGGGCCGAGCCCUCGGCCGCCGACUGGAAGGAGCUGGACCUCAAGGACCGACCGGGGGGGGGGGGGCUCCGACGCGGACACGGUGA